GAGAAGAAGAAGAGGAGAGAGAGAGAGAGAGAGAGAAAGAGAAGCUCCCGUUUUAGUGUUAUUGAAGAGUGUCCAAAACCCUCUCUCUCUCUCUCUCUCGCCAUUGCUAUAAACUAGUAAUGGGCGCGAGUUAGGACGAGGAAGGGGGGAGGGAGAGGAAGGAGACGAGGAAGCGGAGGAGGAAAGGAACGAAGGGGGAGGUGGCGGUAGAGCUCGAGGGGGAUUUGGCGAAUCAAAGAAGCGCCGACACUUGCGAUCUCCGCUAGGGUUUCCGCAUUUGCGAUUUCGUCUCUGAAGCUGCUGGCUACCGCCGAAAUCGUGAGAUCCAAGCUCAACUGUGGUAGCAUACCUCGGAUCUUUGAAAUAGUACUCGAAUAAGUCUGAAUCCGGUAGUGUGGCGUUGCUGGGAAGAUGCUUCAAUUUGGUGUUUUUUUUGAGGUGUCGUUGAUUUGGAGGAGAUCUCUCAUCUCCCGUAGUGUUAGAUUCUUGCAGCAUUAACUAGUAUCUUAUCUAGAGGUGCUUUAAUGGUGAAAUUGUCUCGAUGAGCCUCCAAGCAUCGAGUUGGAGAAGAGACAGCAUGGGGAGUGUUGAUAGUGAGGUUGAGGCAGCGAGCCGCCGGGCAGAUUUGUUAGAAUGGUUGAACAGCUUGUUCCCGGACUUUGAUGUGCCGGUCGAUGCCUCCGAAGAGGAAUUGAGAGAACAAUUGUAUGAUGGGACUGUAUUGUGUUGUGUUUUGAACAGGUUGAUUCCUGGUGUUGUUGAGUCUGAGCUUUUGUUGCAGAGUUCUCGGGGCGCUUUUUUUUCCUCUGAUCAGCAGUUGAACAAUGUUAAGAGGUUCCUUUCAAUUAUCGCUGAAAUGGGAUUACCUGGUUUCAGUAUAAUGGAUCUGGAGCAGGGAUCUAUGUCUGCAGUGGUGGAAUGCCUUUUGAACCUCAGGGAUCACCUACAUUCUGAGCUGGGUGAAGAUGGCUUUCUUGAUGCGGGUAACAUUGGAGGCCAGUUUAGAAAGAGAUGGAGACUUCCGGAAAUAGAUAGAUCAACAGCUCUAGGUGUUGAUCAAGGAGACAGCACUCAAGAUCAGCAAAUUUCUAAUAUGUUUGCAGAAGGCAGAAGAAAGGGCCAGACAGAAUCAAAGUUGAAAAGUACUUCGCGAAGUCCUGCUGCAUCAGGAAGUAAGUUCCGUGAAGUUUUCCAAAUAAAGAGAGGUUCUUAUUCUGAUCUUCCUGCUGCUAAAAUUUCAGAAAUGAUGCAUUCAAAUAGUUUGGACAAUGCCCCUACUCGGUCGCUUCUUAGUGUUGUUAAUGGUAUUCUGGAUGAAAGCGUUGAAAGAAAGAAAGGAGAGAUACCUCAUCGUGUAGUGUACUUACUAAGAAAAGUUGUCCAAGAGAUUGAGCGGCGUAUUUCUACUCAAGCAGAGCAUAUAAGAAAUGUAAGGCAUACAAGAAAUCAAAAUAAUCUAAUAAAAACACGGGAAGAGAAGUAUCGGUCCAGAAUCAAUGCGCUUGAAACAUUGGUAGAUGGUACUAAUGAAGAAAACCAGAUAGUUAUGAACCGGCUUCUGCUAAUAAAGGCAGAAAAGUCGAAAACUGAAGAGAAAAGUCAACUUGGUGAGCAAGAAAUUGCUAGGCUCUUGAAGGACAAAGAAGAUGCGGACAUUAUGAUUUCAAAGCUUAAGGAGGAAAUGGAGAUGAAAAAUAAGAUGUAUGAACAUCGUUGUGUGCAACUUGAAACUAAGGCAAAGGAGUCCGAGGCACAGUUAACUCAGCAAGUUAAGGAGGUUGAGUCUCUUCUAUCAGAGUCAAUGAAGAAAAUAGAAGAACUUGAAGUGUUUUCAGAAGUGAAGGUGCAAAGCUGGAAAAAGAAGGAGCAAACCUUCCAGCAUUUCAUAAAUAAUCAACAAUAUUCAGUGAAGGACCUAAAAAUGUCAUCUGAAUCAAUCAAGCAAGAAGUCAUAAACUGUCAAAAAAGGUGGACAGACGAAAUAUCUAACUUCGGAGUAAGGCUGAAGGGCUUGAUUGAUGCUGCUGAAAAUUACCAUACAAUUCUUGCACAGAACCAGAAGCUAUUUAAUGAGGUUCAGGAAUUGAAAGGAAAUAUCAGAGUAUACUGUCGUAUACGGCCGUUUCUUCCUGGUCAAAAUGAAAAAUCAACAACAAUUGAUUAUAUUGGUGAGAAUGGCGAACUUCUUAUUUCAAAUCCUUAUAAACAAGGGAAAGAUGGACACCGGAUGUUCAAGUUUAACAAGGUUUUCUGCCCAGCUGCUUCUCAAGUGGAAGUUUUCUCUGAUAUUCAGCCUUUAAUACGAUCAGUUCUUGACGGUUACAAUGUAUGCAUUUUUGCAUAUGGCCAAACUGGGUCAGGGAAAACCUACACAAUGAGCGGGCCUGGCACAUCAAAAGAAGAUUGGGGAGUCAACUAUCGGGCUCUAAAUGACCUUUUUGACAUUUCUGGGAGUAGGAGAAAUACAUUCUUGUAUGAAGUAGGAGUUCAGAUGGUUGAAAUAUACAACGAACAAGUUCGUGAUCUCCUCUCAAAUGAUGUUUCACAGAAAAGACUUGGGAUAUGGAGUACUUCCCAACCUAAUGGGCUUGUUGUCCCUGACGCAAGCUUGCACCUUGUUCAAUCAACCUCAGAUGUCCUGGAUUUGAUGGAAAUUGGACAGGCAAAUAGGGCUGUGGGUUCAACAGCUCUUAACGAAAGAAGUAGCCGCUCUCACAGCAUUCUAACUGUUCAUGUUCGAGGUAUGGAUUUGAAGAAUGGAUCCACUUCCCGAGGUUGUCUCCAUCUAAUUGAUCUUGCCGGAAGUGAGAGAGUUGAACGCUCUGAAGCAACUGGAGACAGACUCAAGGAAGCACAGCAUAUUAAUAAAUCUCUAUCUGCUUUGGGAGAUGUCAUAUUUGCCCUGGCACAGAAGAGUACACAUGUUCCAUACAGAAACAGCAAACUUACUCAAGUUCUUCAAAGCUCAUUAGGUGGACAGGCCAAGACUUUAAUGUUUGUACAGAUAAAUCCUGAUGUUGAAUCGUAUUCAGAAACCAUAAGCACAUUGAAAUUUGCUGAAAGGGUAUCUGGAGUUGAGUUAGGUGCUGCAAAGAGCAACAAAGAAGGCAAGGACAUUAAAGAGCUACUGGAACAGGUAGCAUCUCUAAAAGACACAAUAGCAAAGAAAGAUGAAGAGAUCGAGCAAUUACAUCUGCUUAAAGAUUUUAAAAGUCGAACUUCAAUUGGAAACAUUGAAAGAGCCGGUGGUAACUCACUUAGGCAUUCGUCCUCCUCUCCUGGUAUUCCUUCCUUAGGUUUGAUCAGUCAACAAGGCCAGCUAUUUGCUGGUGGAACACUUGUGAAAUCCACUGGUAGAGUUUCUCUUGAUCCGGAGGGUUAUUCCGAAUUUAAUAAUCACAAACAAGCUGAGCUAAAUGGAGGGGAAAAUGGUAGAGGUGUACCAGCUGAUGCUGAGCUUGUCGGCUUGGAUGAAGCUGAUUAUGAAGACAGGUUAAGUGAUGUAUCUGAUGGUGGAUUUUCAGUCGGAGAAACUGAUGGUUCAUUAGGCAGUGCUUUGGAGUUUGUUUCAUACCUUCAUUCUGGCAAACCAGCUGAAGUCUCAACAGAAAAAGCUUGCAAAGCUCUGCCAAAGAUAACCAGAUCGCUUCCAACAAAGAGUGUGCAACCGACAAGUUCCCGGCCGAAAUUGAAAGAUCCUUUGAAGUCCUCAAGCCACGCGAAGUCUUUGAGCGGCCAAAUAACAGCUUCUGCAGCCAAGCCCCCUAGAAGAUGGCAGUAAGACAAGUGCUUCUGCUAAAAGCACGCUUUCAUACUACCUGAUAUUGAAAAAAAAAGCACUUCCUUGUGCUGUAUCGGAGACCUGUGUCUCCAUUAAUUUCAAAAUGAUAGAAGAACUCUGGAAGAGUGUAAUAUACUAAGUUAACAGGAUCACAAGAAAUACUCUCUCUUGGUUCAUGGGAUUA
Molecule: messenger RNA, 3965 nt
Organism: Ananas comosus (pineapple)
Lineage: Eukaryota; Viridiplantae; Streptophyta; Magnoliopsida; Poales; Bromeliaceae
Product: kinesin-like protein KIN-14C
Exons: 21
Coding region: 542-3781 (1079 amino acids)
Biological process (GO): microtubule-based movement
Molecular function (GO): microtubule motor activity; microtubule binding; ATP binding
Source: RefSeq, a predicted model, not a curated record